GAAUAUCGAGACUUUGUUUCUCAUUUAUAACACCCUCCCAAUGACCCCAGCAGUGACCAGGCCCCGGCGCCCCCGUUGCCAGGGCAACGCGUCUCCGCCACUUCCGCCAUGACGCCAUCACCGCGCGCCGCCGCUGCCCGCCCGCCGCCGCCGGAACCGGAGCAACCGGAGCCGCCCCCGCACAUGCGCAGAGCGGGCGCCCGGCGGCCCGGGCCUCGCUCCGCCCGGGCCCGGCGCGGCCAUGGGCACCGAGGUCAGCUCCUGUGCAGAGAGUUGUGAGUUUAUGAAGCACCUCAGCAGUUUGUGUCACUCUUCCUAGAAGGUGUCACAGGAAAACUUCACUCUUUUGUUCCAAGAAUUCAGCAAGGCAGUGGAGCCCCGACCUGCUGAGUGGACGGCAGCACCCCUAAAAUGUGUCUCCCUCGGCAGCCAUCCUGCCCAGCCCUGGCCGCGCCCGCUCGCCGGCUGUGCCGCGCCGCCGCCACCUGAUAUGCGCGCUGCUGGUGGCCUGGGGCGGGCUGCGCGGGGCGGGGCCCGAUGCCGGUGAUCCCCAUUCCGCGGCGGGUGCGCUCGUUCCACGGCCCGCACACCACGUGCCUGCACUCCGCCUGCGGCCCCGUGCGCAGCGCGCACCUGGUGCGCACCAAGUACAACAACUUCGACAUCUACCUGAAAUCGCGCUGGAUGUACGGCUUCAUCCGCUUCCUGCUCUACUUCAGCUGCAGCCUCUUCACCUCCAUCCUCUGGGUGGCUCUGUCGAUCUUGUUUUGCCUUCAGUACCUCGGCAUCCGCAUCUUCCUGCGCUUCCAGUACAAACUGUCCAUCAUCCUGCUGCUGCUGGGCCGGAGGCGGGUGGACUUCAGCCUGAUGAAUGAACUGCUCAUCUACGGGAUCCAUGUCACCAUGCUGCUGGUGGGGGGGCUGGGCUGGUGCUUCAUGGUCUUUGUGGAUAUGUAAAUAAAACCAAGCGCAUGUGGGAUCA
This is a messenger RNA of Oenanthe melanoleuca, 982 nucleotides long. It is a transcript of the gene TMEM250, whose product is annotated as transmembrane protein 250. NCBI's taxonomy places the organism in Eukaryota, Metazoa, Chordata, Aves, Passeriformes, Muscicapidae. The record is from RefSeq and is a predicted model, not a curated record. Bases 538 to 957 code for a protein of 139 amino acids. The transcript has 3 exons.